This is a messenger RNA of Solanum lycopersicum (tomato), 486 nucleotides long. The record is from RefSeq and is a predicted model, not a curated record. Lineage: Eukaryota; Viridiplantae; Streptophyta; Magnoliopsida; Solanales; Solanaceae.
AUGGUAGAAGAAUCAGACUUGGAAAAAUUAGAUUAUUUAGAAAUGGUCAUAAAAGAAGUUUUUAGUCUUCAUCCCGUAGGACCACUUUUGAUCCCUCAUGAAUCCAUUGAAGAUUGCACAAUUGAUGGAUUUGAUAUACCUAAAGGUUCAAGAAUUCUAGUAAAUAGUUGGGCAACUGGAAGAGGUCCAGAAGUUUGGUCUGCACCCGAGUUUGUACCAGAAAGAUUUAUCGGUAGCAACAUUGAUCUUCUUGGACGUGAUUUUCAACUUUUACCUUUUGGCUCAGGAAGAAGAAAUUGUCCUGGAUUACAAUUAGAAUUCACAAUUGUUUGUCUUGUGCCAGCACAACUGUUUCAUUAUUUAGAUUGGGAGCUACCAAAUGGUAUGAAGCCAAAUGAUUUAGACAUGACCGAGAAAUUCGGUUUAGUUACGUAUAGAGCUGAGCAUGCAAGGGUUAUUCCUACUUAUCGACUGAAUGUAUACUAG